AUGGACUCUACCUUUAAUAAGACCACGCCUAACGACAUUACCGGUGAUAAGGACGACCUGCUAGAGGCGCCUAGAAUCGCCGAUCCUAAGUUCCCUCCCGGAUCGAUUAGUUCGUUAAUACAUGCGGAAUUACAGGGUCUCGUGGACGGUACCCUCGAUACUACUCUCGAUGUUAUCGUUCCGCCUGUUCUUAAGGGCUGGUAUCCCAUAAUUAGAGAUGUAUACCACGAUUUCGGUCUAAUUAUCCAUGAAGACGAUCCGGAGUUUAAGAAGCUAUGUGUUACCGAUCGGACGGAGAGGGCUACUAGUACAUUUAACAUCAUUAGUGACACUAUGCGCCGCCCUAAUAACCGCCUGGAUGAGGACCCUACUAAGCGUAGUGCCUAUGGUCAUGGUAAGGACGAGUUAAUCGAAGACUAUGAAGACCUCUUCCUAAUAGAAUACGCUGCCGAACGAUUCGUUAAUGAGGACUAG
Molecule: messenger RNA, 474 nt
Organism: Pseudovirgaria hyperparasitica
Lineage: Eukaryota; Fungi; Ascomycota; Dothideomycetes; Acrospermales; Acrospermaceae
Exons: 5
Coding region: 1-474 (157 amino acids)
Source: RefSeq, a predicted model, not a curated record